Molecule: messenger RNA, 1156 nt
Organism: Microdochium trichocladiopsis
Lineage: Eukaryota; Fungi; Ascomycota; Sordariomycetes; Xylariales; Microdochiaceae
Exons: 1
Coding region: 276-860 (194 amino acids)
Source: RefSeq, a predicted model, not a curated record
AUGAUCGACGCUGGACUGCGGCACAGGUUCCGCGCACCUUCCCCUUCCCCUUGCUCUCGUCGACAGUCGACCAGUCGAGACCCGAUGCAAAGGACAUGACCUCCAUCCCGCUCGUGCGUGGAAGCAUUCUGUAUAAACGCUCACAGAUCAUCCAUCACUCAAGAGGCGCUCAGAACACGGCACAACACAUCAUGUUCCACAGCGCCGGUCUGCUGCUUCUCGCAAUCAACAUUCAUGCUGUGUAAUUUUCGCCCCGAUCGAAGCUCGAACUAUCCAUGGCCUGCCUGACUCGAGCCAGCCAGGGCGCUCCAGAACCUACCCGAUCGCAUCGGCCCCGCCGAAUUGCCUCGUACCAGGGAAUGCUGAAUGAGAUGCUGGUCGACAUGGACCUGGACCGUUUCCCCCUACGCCCCAAUUCGUUCCUUUGCUCUCCAAUACCAAAUCUCGACGAUUGCCAGCCACAGCGAUUCGUGCUCCCUGGCCUGGCGAGGCCUGGUCAAGCACAGAGAGCUGAGUUUCCAGACCCACCUUGCGGCGAGUGGGAGCUGGCCGCAGCAUCGCGUGCGUGGAUCACCAAGCGAAGAGGGGCUGCUUCUAGAAUGCCAACGGAACCUUGUUUCGCCUGCCACCGAGCACAGGCCCGUACCUGUCAUGACCGUGAAACUGCUCGGGUGUCUGGGACAGAGCUCGUUUCGAGGGCCACUCGCAAAUCAUGCCGGCUCCAAGAAUGUGCUGGGAAAGAGCCAUGCCGGUUUCGAGGCAGGCAUACUGUGCAGAAGCACCCAGCUGACUUCGCGCGCCAGCUGUCCACAGGAUCCCGUCAACCAAUUUCGCUUCUUUGUCCAGGACUACGCAGGUAAUUUGCUCGACGGCAACUAUCUGCGUUAGAGCACCUAGCGCUGAGUCGGCAAUCUCACAAUUCCCCAUCCCGACAAGGGAGCACUGCCAAUCACCUGGCCAGCAGCCCAUGCGGGGCCUCCACUGCCACAUGGCUCUGCUAGGCCUGCCCAGGUUGCCUUGACGAAUUUGCGGACCGUGGUGUCAAUCCUUGUUUCCCGUACCGAUCUUGUUCACGGGCACGAUUAUGCGUCCAUGACUGUGGCCUGGUGCAUCCACCUACUGUCAAUUGGGCGUCUUGGUGGAUCGUCGAGAGCUG